Nicotiana tabacum (common tobacco) is the source of this 1170-nucleotide messenger RNA. The record is from RefSeq and is a predicted model, not a curated record. Lineage: Eukaryota; Viridiplantae; Streptophyta; Magnoliopsida; Solanales; Solanaceae.
AUGGGGUCCUGGAAUAUAGGAACUUUGACGGAAAAGUCUAUAGAGUUAGCGAAGAUCCUCCAGAAGAGGAAGAUCAACAUAGCUUGUGUCCGGGAGACUAGAUGGGUGGGGUCGAAGGCUCGAGAUGCUGAUGGGUUUAAAUUGUGUGUCUCAGGAUGCGAGAGGGAUAAGAAUGUGGUAGGUAUCUUGGUUGACAGGUAUCUUAGGGAGCUAGUGGUCGAAGUUAUGAGGGUGAAUGACAGGCUGGUAGCUAUUAAGCUGGUUGUGGGAGGGUCUACUUUAAAUCUGAUUAGUGCUUACGCGCCUCAAGUGGAUUUGGACGAGGAGAUUUAUAAGAGGCGCUUCUCAGAAGAAUUUGACGGGUUAGUACGUGGCAUUCCGCUCACCGAGAAGUUAUUCAUAGGAGGUGACUUCAAUGGUCACAUAGGGGCGACAUCUGGGGGUAUGACGGUGUGCAUGGCGGCUUUGGCUUUGGAGUUAGGAACGGUGGAGGAGUUGGGGGAAGUUAUUGGCUAUAGGAGCCUUGAUGAGCAGUGGAGACACGAGCUAGAGGAGGUACAAGAGGAAGUGGAAGCCAAGCAAGCGGCGUACUUAACGCUUAUAGAGAGCAUGGACGAUGAGGCGAGAAGGAAGAACAGGGAGGGGUAUAGGAGAGCUAAGAAGGAGGCGAAGUUAGCGGUUACUGCGACUAAGACUGUGGCGUUUGGGCGUUUUUAUAAAGAGCUUGGGGCCAAAGGCGGGGAAGGACAAGAAGCUAUACAUGUUAGCCAAGAGGGUAGGGAUAUUGUGUUUGGCGACUUGGAGUACUCCGAGAUACGCCGGGAUUUCGGGUAUUGUAGGCGCAUAAGAGUAGAGGAGGUCGAGAGGGCUAUGCGGAAGAUGCACGGGGGUAGAGCUACCAGGCCAGAUGAAAUACCUGUGAAAUUUUGGAAGAAUGCGGGUAGGGCAGAUCGGAUGGAUGAGGCUGAGAAGUUGUUUGAUAGAAUGAGAAAAGAGAAGAUCUCUCCUGAUGUCUUAACGUUAAACAAAGUUCUGCUUUCCAGACAAACUGAUAAGGGUCACUAUUUUUCUAUAUUUAUUUUGCUGUUUCCUGGAUUGCUUGGUAUAAAAUGGUUGAACUUUCUAGUUGAUAUCAGCUCCAAAUUGGCAAAAGUGUUGGAAGUAUAUUAA